UUUUGAAAAGUUAACGUUGAUAAAUUUUUCUUUUAAAAUUAAGAAAUUAUAUUACCCGAAGAAAGAAUUGAAAUAAGCAAUCGUAGCUUCUCGGUCCUUUCCGUUAUGAGAAUACACAAAACGGAUACGGUUUUUCUGUCUAACCUACUCUAUGAAAGCAAACAUGUAAACAAAUAGUAAUUCAAUGCUGGUAGUUGUUGAUUAAGUUUAUUCCAUUAUAGCGAGUAAAGGUCCACAAAAAUAAGUUAUUAAAUAAUAAGUAAACAGUACAUUAUUUAUAAACUUAUUAUUAUGGUAAUCGUUGUAAAAAUCGAAAGUAUUAAAUAGCUACCUAUCAAAAUUUAUUCGGAUUUGUUUAAAUUGUACACCAUUGGACAUUUUCAUAUGUUUUACUGAAACAGACUUUAUUUACCUUUGAAUGUCAAAAAUAUAUUUAAUUUUAUUUAAAACCAAUUGGUAGAACUAUUUUCAAUCCAUAAUUAGUGCGAGGUUAAUAUGAAUAAUAGCCGAUGUGUUCCGACUUAAAAUAAGUUGUAAACGAAUAUUUGCAUUGUUACAGUAAUACCCUGUAUCAUAAUAACAUUACAUCAAGGAAAAUCCGCAUUGUUCACGUGUAUGAACUAGAAUGGAAUUGCUGCCGUGCUAACAUAAACUUUCAAUAGGAUAUAAUUAAAAUACAAAGAGGUAUAUAGUAAUGACUAAAGAUAUUUAAUAUUUUGCUAAUAUACAGUUUGAUAGAACAAAUUACAAUCGGUGCAACCGCGUCCUAACAAUGAAAACUCACCCGGGUCAAGUAAAACUUUAGAUCAAGAUAAUUUUAUGUUUCAGGCUUUUCAACCGCAGUGGAGCCUUUGUAAGAAUGAUAUUAUUCAUGAAAUGAGGUGAAACAUUUGUUACCAAAUAUAAGACCACAUGGACUACAGCCAACUGUACAAUGGAAACGCCUAACAUAAUAUUCCAAGGAAAAGACGAGGAAUUACCAGUGACAGUUGAUAAUGAUGUAUUGGGCAUGUUGGGCAAUGAAGCAGCGUGGGUUGGAUAUUAUCUAGCGGCUGCAUAUUUCCAUUACAUUGGCUGUUUAAAAAUGAAAGGUAUGAGUGUAAAUGCAGAAUUUGACCACAACACUCCAGGCUUGUGUUAUUCAGCUUGCAUGAAGAAAGGCCCGAUAGGCAUUAGUGGAAAGAAAUGUUACUGUUUAAAUAAUACUGAUCAAUUGGAGGUUUGCAGCAAAGAAUGUAAUAAGGAUUGUAAGGAUGACGAUGAUAUUGCUUGUGGUGCAAAGGAAUGUAUGUCAGUUUACAGUUUCGAACCAGCAGCUAAAUUAUACAGCGGAGAUGAGAACUGUCUUCUAUAUGAAGCAAAAAAUGAAGGGCCGGAUUUAACAUGGUCAGACUGCACGAAAAGUCAAGGAGUUAUAUGUUCGCUUAAAGACACUGUUCAAAACGCACUCGAUAAAGGUAAAAUCCAAGAAAAGGGCGGCUGGAGAGAAUCCAUGAACAUAUGUUUCAAACUUCGUAUGUUACCACCAUCUAUAGAGCAGUUGAAAGAUUUUAAUUUGUCAACGCCAUCAUGGGUCGGAGUUAUUAAAAGCGAUGUGAUCUACAGUAUUGAAGAUGGACCAAUAACACAUACAUGGAAAGAGUUCGGCUAUCUUAAAAAGAAAGGUGACGGUGCAGUUCUGAUAUUUGACGAUGACAUUGACACUUCACAGAAACAGAUUCUUUGUAAAACUGCUAUAAAAACAACCCCAAGUCGUCGAUCAACAAGCAGUAGCACAACGAUGAAUCAUAGCAAAUAUUCAAGUACGGCGACAACGAAAAGUCAAGGCAGUACUAAAUUAAACUCAACACCAAGUUCGACACCAAAAGACUCAACGAUAAGUUUGCCUAGAAAAUCUUCUGAUGUCGGAGUCCCAGUUGGAAUUUCGAUUGGAGUCUUUCUUAUUGUCGUUAUUGCAGUAAUUAUAGCUGUCCUACUUUUUAAGAAAAGAGCGAUGUUACCGGUUACCUGUUGCUGGAAGUUUACGUCAGAUAAAACAGAAAAGCGCACACUAGGCUUAGUGAACAACAUAGCAUACGAAAUCCCUGUUAAUUCUCCUUAUGAUGAGAUUGAUGAAGAUGCUCUGCAACAGAAUAAUGACACAGCAUUUAAUAGCUCAGAAGACAAUCGAGACGAUGCACAUACAUAUUUUGUUCUUGAAAAAGAUGCAGAAGAACCUAAAACAGACAGUGGCAUAACAGGUUCCAAAGCUUACCAAAAUGAGAAUAAUGUUUAUAACACAUUGCGUUCAAAUUUAGAGCCUGGACCUAACAUUGGCGAUACCUAUGAUACGGCUGAAAAGGCAGCUAAAAGAAUGAAAGAUCAAGAUGUUGAAAAGUGUAGUACAAAUGGUGACAUGGAUGAAGAUGCGUACAAUCAUAUAAAUGCUGAACGUAUAAAAAAGGGCAAAACAGAUAAUGUGUAUGGGGUACAAGGUGAUAUUGAUAGUGAUUAUGGAGAUGCUAAACAUGUUCGUGAACAAGGCCAAAAUGUAGAAGACACAUACAAUCACAUAAAUCCAGAACAUUAACCAAAUUUUUAUUUCGCUUGAUUGAAUCUGAUGCACUUCAAAGCAACAUUUUCAAUUUUGCCGUUUUGGGUGUUCUUUCGUAAUUAUGUUUUUCGUGUUUUUUAGUGUUUUUUUUUCCUUCCUUUUUAUUUCGUAUGUUGCUGUUCAUAAUAUUUGAUAUACUGUCAAUUUUUGCCUUGCCAUAUGCAGUUAUCCUAAUAAAAUGUAUCUAAGAUACAAAUUCUGCUGAAUCAAAGAAUAAAACAACAGUUAUGGCAGCAAAAUAUUUUAAUAAUAGGCUAAAAGUUUUCAGAUGCAUUUUAAGCUAAAUCUUUAUAGAACAGACUAUGAGUAGACUUUCAUUUUUUUUAUUUUAUAUGCCUGUACACACACUUAUUUGGAUCGUGUGACUUUGAUGGAAUUUGGCCUAUGAAGUUUAUUAUAUUUAUCCCUGAAAAUUACUUUAGAAAGCAUGCAAUAUUACAUGUAUUGAUUACUUUGUAUAACUGAG
This is a messenger RNA of Ruditapes philippinarum (Manila clam), 3059 nucleotides long. RefSeq lists its product as uncharacterized. The transcript has 10 exons. The coding region runs from base 935 to 2569 and encodes 544 amino acids. Lineage: Eukaryota; Metazoa; Mollusca; Bivalvia; Venerida; Veneridae. The record is from RefSeq and is a predicted model, not a curated record.